Messenger RNA from Cucumis melo (muskmelon), 1316 nucleotides. Its product is annotated as agamous-like MADS-box protein MADS2. Gene Ontology annotation, biological process: positive regulation of transcription by RNA polymerase II. Bases 200 to 976 code for a protein of 258 amino acids. Gene Ontology annotation, cellular component: nucleus. The transcript has 8 exons. Gene Ontology annotation, molecular function: RNA polymerase II cis-regulatory region sequence-specific DNA binding; protein dimerization activity; DNA-binding transcription factor activity, RNA polymerase II-specific. Lineage: Eukaryota; Viridiplantae; Streptophyta; Magnoliopsida; Cucurbitales; Cucurbitaceae. The record is from RefSeq and is a predicted model, not a curated record.
UUUCUAGUUGAGGGUUUUUUUUUUCCAAGUGUGUUCUGAUCUCUUUUCUCGUGUAAUCGUUUUCUUUUGAUGUUUUUAGAACGAAAAAUCAGAAAGAACUGAGAAGGGGUUGGUCAGUUUGUUUGCCAAGACUAGAAAGAGUAUAUAUAUAUAUUUACACACACAUAUAUAUAUAUAAUUUGAAUAUAUAUUAAAUAAUAUGGGAAGAGGAAGAGUUGAAUUGAAGAGAAUUGAGAACAAAAUUAACAGGCAAGUCACUUUUGCAAAGAGAAGAAAUGGUUUGCUUAAGAAGGCUUAUGAACUCUCUGUUCUUUGUGAUGCUGAACUUGCUCUCAUCAUCUUCUCUAACCGUGGUAAACUCUUUGAGUUUUGUAGUGGCUCUAGCAUGACUAAAACGCUCGAGAAAUAUCGAAGGUGUAGUUAUGGUAUAAUGAAUGCUACCCAUCAAGUAAGUGAGAAUCAACCACAGAGCUUUGAUGACUAUCUGAAUCUAAAAGCAACAGUUGAAUUCAUGCAACAAUCUCAGAGAAACCUUUUGGGAGAAGAUUUAGGUCCACUGAAUGCCCAAGAACUUGAGCAACUUGAACAUCAACUGGAGACAUCCUUGGAGCGCAUUAGAUCCACUAAGACACAAAGCCUACUUGCCCAACUCGCAGAACUUCAACAAAAGGAGCAUAUGCUUGUCGAGGACAAUCGAGGAUUAAAAAAGAAGCUGGAAGAAAGCAGUGCGCAAGUGGCGGUGGCAGCAGCUGCGGCAUGGGGCUGGGAAGGCGGCGCCGGAGGAGGGCACAACAUGGAGUAUCCGAGCCGUGGUGUUGCUUCACAGUCGGAUGCUUUCUUCCACCCCAGAAUUCAACACACUCCCACUUUACAAAUUGGGUACAAUUCUAUUGGCUCAAUGGGAUUGAAUCAUGUCGGAUCUGAUCCAUCCCAAAAUGUCAACAGUAAUGCAUUUCACCUUGGCUGGAUGAUUUAAAAUUAUGACCUAAACUCAAAAUUAAAUCAUAUAGUCUUCUACCCACAAAAAAAAAAAAAAAAAAAAAAAAAAAAGAAGAAGAAACCAUCUUAUAUAUCAUAUAGCUUUUGAAUAAUGUCGGUUAAUUAACUUAAUCCCGUGCUCGAUUCUUAAUGUUAUUAAGAGAUCACAAUAAUCUAGUAUUUGAAUUUGAAACUUGGUCUGUAUCUCAACUAUCAAACGUUUCUCAUUUUACUUAUCAUCUCUAGCUUGUACUCAUCUAUAAUAGAUGAAAACUUGUAAUUAUGAACUCUCUAAAUUAUAUUUUUAAUUAUAUAUUGCCUUUUCCAUUAAAAGAAAU